Pseudopipra pipra is the source of this 9457-nucleotide messenger RNA. RefSeq names its product gap junction protein epsilon 1 (gene GJE1). The record is from RefSeq and is a predicted model, not a curated record. Lineage: Eukaryota; Metazoa; Chordata; Aves; Passeriformes; Pipridae. Gene Ontology annotation, cellular component: connexin complex. The transcript has 3 exons. Gene Ontology annotation, biological process: cell-cell signaling. Bases 6897 to 7514 code for a protein of 205 amino acids. Gene Ontology annotation, molecular function: gap junction channel activity.
AACCACGGCGCUUUGAAACGCAGGGGGACAGGGAGCGAGGGACUUGGAAAUAAAGCGAUUUUAUUCCUGACAUCCAGCUGUGGGUUCUGCAUAGAUUUUACUCAAAGGCAUCAGCUGUGUUUAAAGUUUCAGGGUUUGAUUCGCGAAGUUGCAUUUCAUAGUGGUCUCGACAUGGAAAGGGAGACAGACAGGUGUUGUCUUUUAUCCGUGACUUACUAUGCAAAUGGUAUAAUACAGUGGAGAAUGAAUGUUGUUUGCCUCUUUGAAGAGUAGCAUUUGUCCCUAGUGUUUCUCGCUUUUCAGUGAGGUAAUGUCUUUUACUUCCUAGUGUCUGCACGUGUGUAGGCUUUCCAAACAGUUCCAUCUGUUUCCAGCAGAAGCCAUGAAUGUACAUAGCCGUGUACAUAUGCUGGAAGACGGGCAGACCUACUGAACUGAAGUUUUCAAGACAAAGUACUAACGCAGAGGAAUAACAGCAUUAGCCAUUAACAUGCUCUGCAGACUUAUUCCUUUAUUUCUUUUUCUCAAAAGGAGUAUGUAUGAGCUUGUAGCAAACUUGCUUAUUCAUGUUAUUAAGAGUUCUCUUGAAGCUCUGUGAGUUUAUGACAGGUGUAUGGAGAGUCUGUCCACUCAAAUAUCAGAAGCAAAGCAUGUCCAAUGUGCAGUGAUACAUAGUCUGUCCAUGGCAUGCUGUCUAGUGUAGGAAUUAAAUCAGAGAUUUCUCUUAAAUAAAUUUUUACUAAGAUUAUCAAACAAAAAGCAUUAAUGUUUCUUAAAAGUUACACCUCUCUGCAUCAAUUGAUUGAUCGUUGUGAUUCUUCUCACAUCCCUGAAGAUAUGUGUUAAAGUUGUGUAAAUUACUGACUCAUAUAAUGCUGAAUAAUUUGUUAGAGACCCAGCCAGUGCUUCGCCUCAGAAAAGAUCAGGCUAGAGACUUCACCUUUACCACUAGGCGGCUCAUUGGAAUUGUCACAGAGCUCCUCUGGAAGUGAUUCUUGUUACUGAUCAAGUUUCCUCCACACAGUGUUAAAUGCAUCUACAGUUCCUCCGAGGCAGCCUUACUGAUGGCUUAGAUAUUUAUCUAAAUUGGUGUGACCCUCUACUUUGCUGAGCAUAUAUGAAAUUUUCUAAGAUCAUCAAUAUUCAGGUCUCUGCUAACGCUCUGAAUCAGUCUUUUUGGUUCCCAUUGUGGGAUCUAAUAUAUGUCUUUAACACUGUGAGCUAAAUUUUAACGCUGAGAGUAUGAUCCUUUUGCUAAUUUAUUUGAAAAUGGGUUUAUAUAUGAACAAUCAAUAUGCUUCCCAUUGGGAGAACAGUUUAAAUUCAACAUAUAUUUAAUAUUAUUUGGGACAAGAGGAAGUUGAGUCUUUUCGCAUGAAUAUCAUCAGAAGAACACUUUAAAAGCUUCCGUUGGCAGAAGCUUAUUGCAGGUUGAGUGGAGAGAAGUGAGACUCCUUGCUUUUUGUUGCACAAUAUUACCACUCCUAGUGCUGCCUUCCAGGAGAAUUUCUUCUAUCCUAAUAAAUUUUAUCUGUCCUUUAGUCUACAGUAAUUCCUAAGGUUAAGGAAUUAGAAACAUUUUCAGUGUGAUUUUAUGUUCUUGAUUUUUAUCGGUACUUGAUUUUAUCUACUCUACGUUUUUCAGAACUCUGAACAGCAAGGAAAUAAGCUUUGGAGAGAGUGAGUGACUCCAGCUCAGAGAAAACAAAAAUUUAGAUUAUGCUUCUAGUGUUGUUCAACAGAUGUCUGUGUAAAGACAAGGGAAUACACUCGAACAGUAUGAAUAUAAUUUCCCACAGAGGCAAAAAGGUAUUGGGGGGAAGAUCCACAGACCCUGACAUAAACCAGUCGGAAUUCAGAUCUCCACAUAAACUGUUCUUCAUUCUCUUUUCAAACAAAAUUAGUACACCUGCGUCUUUGGAUCUUAUUUCAGAUUACAGCCCUGAGACAAUCUCAUCAUGCAGCUGUGACACAGUACUUGGCACAAGAGCAAGGGAGAGAGUGCCACAGGUAAGUGUCCUUAGUGAGAAAGAAACUGCACAGGCACAAUCAGCCAGCACAGAUGGAGUGUAUCUGGGAAUGCAACACCAUAGGGCAGGAACCACAAACGUGAGAGGUAAAUACUCUUCAUCAGUAAUUCCCAAACGUAGGGAUUCAUAAUCAGUUCAUGUAGGAAUGAGGAACUCCACACACCUCACAAACGCCCUCUACCGAGAAGUUGUUCUGACAGAAAAAAACACUUCUUUCCCACGUUUGUGCAGCUCAAGGCACUUGAUAAUUCCAGGGCUAAUUCCAGAUUUGCACAUCACAACAAGCUUUGUGUAGUCCCAUGAAAAUUCAAGCAUAUCUGCCACCAAAACUACCUGCAGUAAGAAGACUUUAUUCAGUAUGUGUGCUUGCACAUUAAAUGAAAACUGGGUUCAAAUGCAGCCCUGGAAGUGAUCAUGUUUGAAAGCCUGAUCAUCAGUCACACAUUAAAAAGAAACAUGGCAACAACCAAGGAAGAAAUAGUAUUUGAUUUUAAACACUGAGCACGGGAACCAAGCCUUUCAAUAAAUUUUGUAGUAUCACACCUUAGACCAGCAGACACAGCUGGAAAAAGUGGGCAUGCAUUGUAACAGAGAGUGACUUCUUCCAGACAGUCAAAUGUACAAUAACCUUAAGUAACUCCUGUUUUCUUUCUUGUUACUUCUCAAUAGAGGCUUUCUUAUUUUGAUGGAGGGUUUUUUUGGCAGAGAUUUUCAUUUCAGCUUCUUGAGUUAGGGGCUCUAUUUAAAGGACAAGAGGCUACUGAAAUAGAUCAUUUCCCCAGGUUUCAGAAUACAUAACAGGGUUUGCAACUGUUCCUAUGUGGGUAGCUAGAAGUGGGUCCAAGAAGCAGCUGGGAAGAGUAGGCAGAGUCGAAGAAAGGCACGGAAGGAGACGAGGUCUCUCUAGCUCGGUAUGAAAUACUCCAUGUUUGGAGUCAAGGAGGACAACUGUUCAGUUUCUAAGAUCCCAUCUCUAAGGCCAGACCUCAAACUCUAAGAUUAGACAUUCAAACAUCAAGCCUCUACAAUUCUUUUACUAGUAAAAUAGCACUGGAAGUUAAACAUCUCAUAGGCAUUGCCAGUGCACUCCCUGGGAGAAGCUGAUAUGAGAAGAAUUAUUCUAAAGAUAAGAAUUAUUGUGGAUUUGUGUGGAGAAUGUCACAAAUAGCAUAAGCUAGAAAACUAAAUAUGUUUAAAAGAGAAACACUAAGUUCAACUAUGGCUGCUCAGGGAUAAGCUAACUAACAUAAAAUAUGUCUGAUAUGUGCCAUGUAGUCCUUUCCUCUUCAAGGCUCCAGGGAACAGAAGAAAUACCUACAUUCUGUGGUUAAUGCUGGGCUCUGUCUAACACCAGUACUAUAUCCCUGGAGCACUGGGCUACAAGCAGAAGUUUGUGGCCUCCCAAGCCUGGAAAGCUCCAACAAACACCAAUAUAGAAAUUCUUCCUGUUAAGUUUGUAUGGCUGGGCAAACCAUGUGUAGAAAAGAAUACUAGUGAUUCAUCAUGUGUAUUUCUUAAUUUUUUUAGAUUAAAUUGACUUUGAAUUAAUUUUAAAAAAAAGUGAGGAAGAAGCUGUAUUUAUGACACAUCUUCCCAUAUUGCGUGGCAUGGCUGAGCCAUAUCCCUAUCCAAUAAACCUAGACACUAGUCCACCCCUCUCAGCUCUCAGACUUUACAUCCUGCCUCCUAUUUUUUGUGCCACACAUAAAUCAGCAGUGAGGAGGAUCUGAGGAAGUCACCUGACUCCUAAGACUCCUGGCCUAGCAGAAGGUGAAGCAACCUCCAUCUCAGAUCCAAACUGAAGUGCAGGCACCAGUCCGCAACUGAUAGAGGCCUCCACUGGACCUAAGCUUCAACACAGGGAACUCUGCAAAGCAAAAUGGAAAUUCAGGUGCUUCCAACAUUAGACAAAGCUGGAAAGCUGUCAGAAGCAGCUGCUCUCCAAUAUUUAGCAUGCUACCUCUCUUUUUGCAGAAAAAAACUUGUUUUAUUGAUACCAAUUCAAUUUUUUGUGCCAUUUUCUCGGUGCUGUUUCUUUCAUGGCACAAGGGUAAUAGGGGCCACUGCAUUUAACCAUUCUAUUAAAGCAGUGAAUUGGGUGCUUAAUGUUAAACACACAGUUCAUCCCUCCAAACACAACUGCAGCUUUAUGCAUGCAUUUAGAUUCCAUUUGUUUUACUAUGAUUAUUCAGUAGGACUCCAACUCAUUAAAAGGUUAAAGAGCACAUAGCUGAGUUGCCAACUUGAGUCGAAAGACAGGCUUAGGACUGACUUGGAAACAAGUGUGAUAUCAACAUCUUCCAUGCCAUUUGUUUGUGAUAGACAAUUAACAGACAGCUGCUUCUAUAGAUUCAAAACAAAUACUGAUUUUCUGUCAACAAAGUCCCACGGAAUGGCUUGAGUUUUGUCAGCAGACUGCAUUCAAAAGGACUGCACAAUGCCAACUUACUCUACUUCCAUCUCAAGUUAUCCUCCUAAUGUGGUGUUGCAAAGCACAUUAUUGAACACACAUGACAAAAGAAAAACAUUGCUAUUAGUUUCUCCUAGUGUGAAGAUAAUGGGAUUCCUGUGCUUGAUCUCACAUGGUAGGUAUUGAGCCACUUCAGAGAAAGUGACGAUUUUAUUGUGGGCACAUUUAUCACACUCAGGGGGGUUUCAGUGCAGACGCUCAUGGGGUUUGUACUGGGUUUAUUUGACGACCUCUCCAGAAUUUUAUUUUUUUUUUUUAGUUCAGUGCAGCUGUAUUCCUUAUGUGUUCCCAGAACUAAAUCAGGGCAUUGCCAGAUAACUCUUCUUUUAGCAUCUUUAUCACAGGACAGAAAUUCAAGUUUCCAUAGUGCUGUUUCUGAAGUUCUACAGAGAAUGAUUUGAUUGUCUUAGAUUAGAUGAUCUAGUCAGGUAAGUAAUUACAUGAUCCUCACCUAAAAAUAACAAGAUACAAAGUAGCAUUUGUAUAGUGCAGCUUUUUUACCUAAAAUGUGUUCUUAAAUAUUGUUUCUGUCUAUAGUGGAAUCAAAUGCUGACCAAACUUCAUGACUAUUGUGUGUUUAUGUGCAUCAAUUAAUGUGCAAAUAAUUACACUAUACCAAGCAUAAUGAAAAGCAUGGAAAGAUCUAUCUUCAUUUAGAAACUAGGAAAUUUUCAGUUUUCCUGUUAUUGUAUUUAUAAACAUUUCUGCUUAAAGAGAUCAUAAUAAAUACUAAAACAAGUAUUUUUGAAGUAUAUUCAGCAGCAGGUUUUCAAUAGCAAUUCACAUUUUAAAUAAUGAAAUUAUUGAAAUAUUACUGACAUUAAACAUCUGCACAGUGUGCUGAGCUAAUUUAGUCAUUGCAUACUAUUGUGGGAACAUUCAAAUUACUUUUGGAUGAUAAUUAAGCUCCAGAUAUAUUAUGUACUGAAAAACAAUUCACUGUAAUCACAAUUACUGCAUUUUGGUGAAGGUUAGUCACACAGUCUGGGAACCACAGUACUUUAUUGUAGAUUACAUACCACUAUGAGGCAUUAUUGCUUUUAGUUCAUUCCACAUACGCAAACCUCAGCAUUCACUCUAUGCAGCAGAGCAGAGCAGCACAUUGCAUUAUUAAAAGUUUGGAAACCCAUUCUCGGUGUUACUGAUACAGCACCUUUGUCUGUUUAUCUCCAUGAGAUAAACAGACAUUUCAUUAACUGCCUGAACUAGAAAUUGUAGUAAAUAACAUGUACUUAUUGGAGCAUUUUUCAACAUCUUUGCAACUGAGCUACUUCAGCAGACACAGGGCAGAUUCCCCUUACAAAGGAUGUUCUGAUGUCUUACUACAGUUAUUUUAAUGAUGUCAUUAAUGCAGUCACAUCGAGGUACCUUGUACACACACAACAGCUAAAUCCAUGCAUAAAAUGAACCGUGAUUCCCAUCUCUUCCCUCCUUCUGCCUAGGCUUCCAUGCCUCUGAGCAUUCAUCACAGAGGGAAUAAUGCCUUUUGUUACAUCAGCCUGAAGUCACGCUGCCACCAGUUACAAGGGAGGUUCUCUCAUGAUAGAGGGAAAAGAAUAAAUGCCCCUCUUUGGAUUUGUCGUCUGGAUUUCACUUUCUUGUGCACCCAAAAUACCAAAUAAACUAUUGCGCUCCAGUGAUUGACAAGUUAGCAUUUGCCCCUUACUGGUUUCCUGUCUUCUUCUUCCUCUCUCCAUCUUCUCGUAAAACUCCCACUGGGUUCAGACCACUGAGUUGAGGUACAUCCUUAAGGCUAUUUACCAGCAGGAGUGUCUAGCAUCCGUAUGGGCUCACAUGCCUAGCUCUUCUAGAGAUCUUUCAAUUGCACAUACUGAGUAAGCUGGCAAAUUAUCAAUUGCAAUUAUAGCCAUUAAGUUAUUAAUAGCGAUUUUAGAGUGGUUAAUAAUAUUUAAUUCAAUUGCUAGUUCUUUGAAUUCAGAAUCGUGGACCAACGGAUUCCAAGUCUUUUUGUGUCCUUUCUUUUUUAUUGGACUAAGUUAAAAAGCAGCUAUUAAACUCUGGAUGUUCCGGCUCGCUGGGUGCCGGGUCCUCCAGCCGACGGCAGCCCCGAUAGCGAUGCGCCGGGUUCUUAACCGGGACCGGGGCCGGGCCGGGGUGAUGGUCGGUACAGCGGCGGUGAAAGGCCGGCGUAAGGCAGCGGGGCAGGGGCAGGUGCGCAGCCGGCAGGGGGGCGGCGGUGGCGGCCAGCGCUGCUGACGGUGCUGGCCCGGGAUUAUCGUCCGGCGCCAACCGACCCCGCUUUUGCUGCGCCCCUGCCGGCCCGACCGCGGGGGCCCGCCCGGGGGCAAAGGGCGGAGCGAGCCGGGGCCAGGGCCGGGGCCAGGGAGGGCUCCGGCUCUGGUCGCCGCCGCCCACGCAGAGUACCUUCCCCAGACAUGUCCCCCAACUACAUCCGGAGCUUCUCGGAGGGAUGUCUCAGGCCACCAACGGUAAUUGGCCAAUUCCACACUCUUUUUUUUGGCUCAAUUCGAAUGUUUUUCCUUGGCGUUUUGGGCUUUGCUGUUUAUGGAAAUGAGGCCUUGCAUUUCAGCUGUGACCCAGACAAGAGAGAGGUUAAUCUUUUCUGUUACAACCAGUUCAGGCCUAUAACUCCUCAGGUAUUCUGGGCUUUACAGCUGGUGAUUGUACUCGUACCUGGAGCCUUUUUUCACCUUUAUGCUGCAUGUAAGAGCAUCAAACAGGAAGAUAUUCUCCAAAAGUCAUCCUACACGGGGUUUUAUAUCUUCUCUGUUUUCUUAAGGAUUGUCCUUGAAGUUGUUGCUUUUUGGCUUCAGAUUCAGCUCUUUGGUUUCAAAGUGAACGCAAUCUACAUGUGCGAUGUGGGAGCACUUGAAAAAAAGUUUAACGUUACCCGGUGCAUGGUGCCAGAGCACUUUGAAAAGACAAUUUUUCUUAUUGCAAUGUAUACAUUUACUGUGAUUACAAUGAUCUUGUGUGUUGCUGAAAUUUUUGAGAUCUCAUGUAGAAGGCUAGGUUUCUUAAAAACUCAGUGAGGUCAACCACUCCUACUCAUUUACCACCGUGUCCACCUGUGGUUUUAUCAAAAUUAUUUCAAGCCAUAACAAAAAACAUCUCUUGUCCUCUGUGUAGUGUUGCAGAAGAGAACCACACUCACGAUUACUGCUGCAGAAUAGUCAUCUGACAUUUACUCCUUAUCUAAAAACUACCACAUUAUGUGAAUAAUCUUUGUUUCCAUGUCAAGACUAAAGACAAUAAGAUUUACAAGAGUAACAUAUUUUCAUGACCUGCCACAAACAAUAGUUUUGCCUCCAGAGGAAUGUCUGUAUGUGAAGAGGAGGUAAUUUAUAAAUGUACUGUUAUUCACAGGUUUUCUGAAUGCAUGCGAUGGGGGCUAAUAAGGUUAUUGACCUUCCAAGAAAAACUAUUCCAAAUUUCUUACAUGUUCUUAUGGCUUGAGAAUUAAGCGGUAAUGGUGCAUAAUCUCUGAGUACCAGAAAGCAUUUGAGCAUCUUCCAAAUCAGUGCCACUGUUACAACCUGCAUCUCAGCUCCCUAGGGCAGAGACUCCUGGUUAGAACUGUGGGGACAACAUAUCCAUCAAUACUAGCUUGCUUUGUAGUGGUCCAGCUAGUUUCACGUGCUGGCUGGGAAUCUCCUUUUAUAAGUGAGAGAGUCACAUGGUAUUCUUUGUGCUGACUGGAAUGCCUUACCCUCCUUAUGUUUUGGCUUAAGAUGUAGAAGAUUUUUAAUAAUUUAGUAUGAUCCUGUUUUGAAAGAAGUAAAGACUUAAUUUUGCACAAGAGGCUUAAAAGUGUCAAAAUAAAAUAUCGAAGAUAAGCCUUCUCUAGACCCAAUAAUGACUUGAUUUCAGUGAGAGUUUUGCUUGUGUAUGACUGCAGAAUUGGGCCCACAGAAUUUUUUCCUGUAUGUGUCACACCUAACUGCCUGCUCUGACUAAAGUUGCUAGAAUAACAGCUAAAAAAGAAGUCUGCAUACUAAAAUUGUUCUAUGCAAUAAGUGCAUGUGGUUAGGUUAGGUUUCAAACUUUAUAUAGGUAUCAGAUAUUUUUGUGUGCAACAGUUUCUUCUUAGGGACUAAUAAACAUAUCAAAUUUACAAGUGAUUUCCUUCUGCUGAAGUGAGGUAAUGGAAAUAAAACAGAUUUUAAAACGGGAAAGAAAGGAGGAGGUAGUUUCCUGUAUAAAAUAUGUAAGAAUAGCAAUCAUAACAAUUAGCUAUUUUCUGUUUGUUUUUCAAACAUAAAAACUUGAGGUCCCAGUGACAUUUGGGUCCUUUCAGGAAUAGUUGGAAAAUUCUGGAAAAAUUAUUACCAAAUGUUUUAGCACCAACUGCUACUCAUGCAGUCCCAAACAAGGUUGUAAUCCUCACUCACAAUAGUAGUCCUUGUUACAUAAAUGGAAUUGCAUGAUUUAGGUGUCUUGGAUUUGAUUGAAUCUGGGCCAUUUAAAACAAAGUGGGUGACAAUUAGAUGUGUGAUUUUUUUAAUAUGCUGAUCAAGAACAAGAUGAUAAAUUUCAGUGCAUUCACUAUAUUAAAGCAUUAAUGUUAUUUUUUUCCCUACGAGAAUAAGAUAUAUGUUGUCUUAAACAAAUGUCCAGUCAACACCAUCAGAUUUGUUCAAUAUUAAACUUACUUGUAAGUUAUUUGAUAUUAUUUGCAAGCAUUACAAGUGGAAUAAAAAUCACUGUGCUAACUUCUUGUUUGCAUAAUGUGCCAUGUGCUUUGGUUGAUACAUGUUUAAUUUUUCACUGUAUAUGUCAGUAUCCAUCUGGAAUUAUUCUUUGCAAUUGAAACUUGUAAUCUCAGGUAAAAAAACCUUUUUUUAUUUAUAAAGGAAUACAAUAGAUAGAACUACUAAAAAGAAGAAUUUACUUUCAUGUGCUAGGUACAGUUGUGAUCAAUGGUAUGCAAAUCACAAUCAGAUAUUUGUAUAGUAAUAAAAUAAUUUAAUCACAA